AGGAUGUGGAAUUAGAAGAAUUGGAGGAAGUGGAUGAGGAGGACAUUCAGAUAAAAAGAAGUCGUGGACGUCCCCGAAAAACGGACAAGAAGCCAAAGAAGAUAACAGUACACGGCAGGGGCAGAGGACGUCCCCCACAAACUGAAAAGUCAAAUAGGAAUAAAGAAAAAAGUGGGGCAUCUGAUGAGGUAGAACUGAAGGAAUAUGAGACAAUUGAGGACUCUGAGGAGGAAAAUCUGUCUCACAGGAAAAGGGGAAGGGGAAGACCUCGCUCAGUGGACAAAGUGUCACGCAGUCGAAGGAAAAGUCCAUUAAAUUCAGCAGCAAAUAGCAAAGAUUCCGACGUUGAGGACUGCAUUGAGGACUCCAGUGAUAGCUGGGACAGUGGAUCUGAGGCAGAGGACAAAGAGGACACAGACUGGGAUAUCUCAGAUGAGAAUAACCUCAAAAUAAAAAAACAAAAACCAAUGAAAAGAGGCACUUGGAGCUCCCCUCGAGAUGUAAACAAGCCUGGAAAAAGGAAGAGGUACACUUCUGCUUUCUCAAGUGAUGAGGAGGAAGAGGAAGAAGUAGACCCUGAUACAACCAAUAAAACUACCAGUCUGUCUGUCAGUAAAAAGACGAGAUUGGAAGACAAAGAGGGAGAAUCAGAAAAUGAAAGUACAUCCCAGAAACCUCUCAAGAGAGGUCGUGGAAGACCACCUAAAUUGCACAAAGAUGGAGAUGAAGACAUAAAUGAUGAAGAAUGUUUACAAGACAGGGAUUCCAAAAAUGAAGGACCAUCCCCAAAAUCUCUCAAGAGAGGUCGUGGAAGACCUCCUAAAUUAAACAGAAAGACAGAAAGUGGGGGAGAUGAAAACAUAGAGGUGAAAGAAAGGAUGAAUUCAAAGGAAGGAGAGAAUUCAAAAGAUGCAGAGUCAGAAAAUGGAGGACCAUCCCCAAAAUCUCCCAAGAAAGGUCGUGGAAGACCUGCCAAAAUACAAAGACAGACAGAUCUGACAGAAAGAGGGAAAGAUGAAAAAAGUGAGAUGGAAGGAAAGAUGAAUUCAGAGGAUGGAGAGAGAUCAAUAGACAGGGAUUCAGAAAAUGGAGCACUGUCUCCAAAAUCUCAGAAAAGAGGUCGAGGAAGACCUCCUAAAGUGAAAUGACAGAAUUGAUUAAACAGAAAAAAGGAGAAAUCAUGGAAGAGGAAGAAAAAAAAAUGAAUUCUGUUCGAGAAUGAAAUGAAGUCAGUGAUGAUUCUCAGUAUACACAGAUACAUUAUAUGCAAAUGCCCCAGGCAGCACAAAGUAGAAAACUUAUCACAUCUUCUACUUUAGAAUACAUACAUUUAGCUUAGUAAUACUAAAUUUGUUGAAUCAUAUCAAAAUUGUCAGCUGGGCUUCCUCCUGUAAAACAGAGCUUUAAAAGUAUACCAGGGUUAGUGAACAUUUUUGGGAAAUUUUACAUGUAAAAUGUACAUGUGUAAUGCAAGUCUAUAAGAGUCUAUCUAAAAUUCUGUGUAAAAAAUGACAAAUAAUUACAACGGAAUCAUUUCUAUGACUCUUAUUCAAAAUUAAAGAAAGCAAGUUAAAAUUCUUUAUUUUUUGUUUAUUAUGUCUUUUAAUCAUGUUUUUAAAAAUAUAUUUUAUUCAUUUAUUUUUCUUUGUGUUUGUUUGAUUGAAUUGAAAACCAAGGCUUGCUUUGUUUUGCAUGUUUUUAGUUUGCAAAGAUAAUUUACUGAUACAUGUAUAUUGCGAAUUUGUUUCAUUUGUUGUUUUGGUUUUUGCGCGGUUACUAUAAAUGUAAUGCUGAAAACAUAUGGUCAUGGGUAUUUUCACUCUUUUGAGAGCUUACCUAUUUGUACAAUUUAAAACUUAUUGAGUUUUCCCUAGCCCCCAACCAUUGAGGGGGAGGGGGAGUGUAGAUUGUUUAAAAUUGAUAUUACAUGCCCCUGUCUUGUUCAUCACUAUUAUUAAAGUGUUCAUAAUAAAUCUAGUCAAUUAGAAUAUUUAGUCCUCUUCACUAUUUUAUUUCCUUAACCAAAAAAUAAUUUGUACUCUGCUUUAUAAAUUUAUUAAAGUGAACAUGUAGAUACAUGUUGUUAUAACUUGUUGUCAAAUCAAGGUUAGUUUGAUCUGUACAUUGUACAUAUAGAGGCCAA
This is a messenger RNA of Saccostrea cuccullata (small rock oyster), 2143 nucleotides long. Its product is annotated as transcriptional regulator ATRX homolog. The coding region runs from base 468 to 1148 and encodes 226 amino acids. The transcript is spliced from 8 exons. The record is from RefSeq and is a predicted model, not a curated record. Lineage: Eukaryota; Metazoa; Mollusca; Bivalvia; Ostreida; Ostreidae. Gene Ontology annotation, molecular function: DNA binding.